AUGUUGAAAAAUGCUAUGCAAGCGGUUAAAAAUACGGUAUGUCAGGUUCGGGGAGUUAGACUAACCUUUUCCACCGAUUUUCCAAAACUUCAGCGCAAAAUUCACCAUAUUCAUCUAACUUGCAGGCAUCUCGUGCUCGUUCACGUAGUACCAGUCGCGACACCAAAACCCUCAAAGACAUCAUCGUUCAAUCGACUCCAUCUGCUCGAGAAACUGCAAAAACUGUCAAGAAUACGGUAGAUACAGUAGCGCAAACACUUGAAAAUGAAACGGCAAUCAAAAAUCAAUAA
Molecule: messenger RNA, 290 nt
Organism: Caenorhabditis angaria
Lineage: Eukaryota; Metazoa; Nematoda; Chromadorea; Rhabditida; Rhabditidae
Source: the annotation of a GenBank genome assembly